AUGUUUGAUCGUGGAAAGCAAGGUUAUAUAAUGGCAACACAAAUUGGACAAAUUAUGCAUGCAAUGGAACAGGAUUUUGACGAGAAGCAACUACGCAAAUUAAUUCGAAAAUUUGACGCGGACGGUUCGGGCAAAUUAGAAUUUGAUGAAUUUUGUGCACUCGUUUAUACAGUUGCAAAUACUGUCGAUAAAGAAACCCUUCAAAAAGAACUACGCGAAGCAUUUCGUUUAUUCGAUAAAGAGGGUAAUGGUUAUAUUUCACGUCCAACAUUAAAAGCACUAUUGAAAGAAAUCGCUGAUGAUUUAAGCGAUGAUCAACUCGAAGCGGCUGUCGAUGAAAUUGAUGAAGAUGGCUCGGGAAAAAUUGAAUUUGAAGAAUUUUGGGAACUGAUGGCAGGUGAAGCUGAUUGA
Molecule: messenger RNA, 411 nt
Organism: Dracunculus medinensis (Guinea worm)
Lineage: Eukaryota; Metazoa; Nematoda; Chromadorea; Rhabditida; Dracunculidae
Source: the annotation of a GenBank genome assembly